CCCGCGAGGUGCAAGGCGAAUUCUCGGCGGGGCGUGCACAACCCGACAGACGAACCCUCGUCUAUUCUCGCGAUAUCCUCCGGGAUCUGCGUUCUUCUCGUCCAGCAUGGCCGCGCUGUAUGAGGGAUACACGUUGUGCGGGCUCACUCCAGCUCAAAACCAGGCGAAUUCAGGCAUCCAGGGGGUCGAAGCGGAGAGAGACAGCGACCACGUCGUCGUCACCGACUCCACCAGAUCCGUCACGCUGUACAAGGUUUCGGACCAGAAGCCCCUGAGCAGCUGGACGGUGAAACAAGGACAGACUCUGACCUGUUCAGCAGUCUACAACUCACACACCAAGGAAUAUGUGGCAGUCUCAGACAGCAAGGUUAUCAGAAUUUGGAAGGAAGAAGACAUACUCUUGGAUAAGGCCUUCAAAGCGACCGUGUCAUCAGAUGUCUGGAGGGUCCACUGUGUGGCCGGAGGGGAGCCUGUGGUCUUGUUCCACAGAGGAGCUGUGAGGUUCCUGGACUCCCUACUUUCUGCUCCCCAGCAGCCCAUUGAGGAAGUCCUGGCUCAAGAGGAGGCCAUUAGGUGGAGCACCAACAUAGUGACGGAGUCACAGCAGUUUGUCAUCUUCACAACCGAGCAGAAAGGAGAUCAUUUCCUGUACCUGCAGAGACUGAAUCCCAACAGCCUACAGAGGUACCGGCUGGAGAGGGAGGAGCCGGGUCUUUCCCCGCUCAGCUUCUCUGUUUCCUACAGGGAUAAACACAUCCGCCUGCUUUACCUCUACCCUAACGGUCAUGUAUACCAGAGUGUCGUCUCUGUGAGGGGCCCGGUGGCUGAUGAGGGGGCCCAGCCUCUUCCGCUGCCCCGCAGCCUGCUGCUGGGUCUCCCUGUGGGCGAUGGCCUGCUGGAGGAGGCAUCGGCUCAGGCUCUGGACGACGCCCAUGUAGCGGUUGUGGGGGUUCCACACCCCUCUGCCGGAUCUGGAAAAGACUUCCUCUGCAUCUGGAAUACCAAUUUCCAGACACUUCAGGCAGGAAAAGAGAUGGCGGGUAAAAUCUACGGCCAGCUGUGGAGUUUUUGCAACAAGGUAUUCAUCCCACAUGGGAAAACCCUCUCUGUUAUUCCAUACGAGUGCCCCAAAUCCUCCCUGGCCGCUGCACUUGGAAAACUGAGGCAGGCCAAGCCUGAAGAGUCCAAAGCUACCACUUCUGUACCAUCUUGGAAUAACAUCCUGCAUGAAGAGAAAGCUCAUCCCUCGAGAACAGUGGAGACCAGGAAGACGAGAACAAGCCGUAAGAGCCAAUCAGCAUCUAGUUUAACAAAUGACCAAAUUCUGGAGCUCAUCAAGACAACACCAGUAGAAGAGGUCCAGAGAGAGGUGGAGUUGCUCCUCUCAAGGACCGACAUCCAGGACCUGCAGCCCUUGGUGGGGCAGAUUGCAUCAACCCUGGUGUCCCGGAGCCUGGAUGAUCCAGCCUUCUACACCCCCAGCAGCCUGGCUCAGCUGGUGCACACCCGCUGCCUCUGCCACAGUGUGUGUCCUGACCUUGUGCUCCUGGCCCUGGAGAGGAAGGACUACUUCCUGUGUCAGCUCUGCUUGCAGUUCUUCCCCGACAUCCCUGAAGCUGUCACCUGUGCCUGCCUUAAGGCCUUUAUCAGUAUGUCAGACGUUGAUGCAGAGAAUGCGAGCCUGGAGCCCGACAGCGUCUCCUCCAUGGAAACCCUGAUUGCUGGAGAGCGCGGGCCGGUCGGCUUGCAGAAUGGUUUCAGCCCGUCCUCCGCUGGCGAGGACCGCUCGGACGGCCUCGUUGGUGCAGGCGGCACCAGAGCACCACAAGACAAGGAGAAGACCCUAACUCCACCAGAACAGAUCUGUCCAGUGGGGUUACACAAAGCUGUUCUACUAAAUGAGGUCCUGCAGACGGCGUACAGUGACUCUUUCCUCCUCCCGCACCUAAAAGAUCUCUCUUCCCAAAAUGUUGUUCUCUUCCUCCAGUACCUGCAGUUCCUUUACCUGAAAUAUUCCCAAGAUGCUUUCCCACAGAUGCCUGGAUCGAGAUCACCAAGCCUGACUCAGAUCAUGGAUUGGGUAUGCUUGCUGCUGGACGCUCAUUUCACAGUGCUGGUGAUGACUCCAGAGGCCAAAGGCUUACUGCUGAACCUCCACAAAUUUGUCAAGUCUCAGGUGAGACUGGUUUCUGAGCUUGGAAAGAUCGAGGGCAGUCUCCAAGAGCUCAACAAGAUGAAGAUGGCGAAGGACGUGGGACAGUACUCCAUUGAAAUCAUUGAGCUGUUUUAGAACGUGUAUACUUUUAAAAACAUCUUUGAGCAUAUUGUGUAUUUCCAACUUUUCACCUGUAGUGGCUUCCAGGUUGUUUACCUGUCCCAAAUGGUAAAAUAUUAAGUGUUUUUUUUGGGGAAAAAAUGCUAUCCAUCAGAUUUAAGAUGUGUGAAUUUCCCUGUAUAUGAAUUCUUGGUGUAAGUUGCCAAUGUCUUUGAACCAUGUAAAUGUGUUCAAGAUGAUAGAAAUUUGACCAUGAAGAAAAUAUGAUUUGCCUGAUGAAUAAAUCGCCUGCUCAAUGUCAAACUGGUUAAUAAUUGUAAAAUGCAUACAAUCAUAGCAGGACUCUACCAUUGAACAGAACUGUGAGAAUGAAUGGCUGCUUCUGUCAGCUGUGACUGUACUGGAUUUUCCACAGGAAAGCCUUUUUAUAUUGAAUACAAAUAUAUAACUAUCAGAAAACUAAUCCAUG
Anoplopoma fimbria (sablefish) is the source of this 2744-nucleotide messenger RNA. It is a transcript of the gene nol11, whose product is annotated as nucleolar protein 11. The transcript has 18 exons. Lineage: Eukaryota; Metazoa; Chordata; Actinopteri; Perciformes; Anoplopomatidae. Gene Ontology annotation, biological process: maturation of SSU-rRNA. Gene Ontology annotation, molecular function: protein binding; RNA binding. Bases 107 to 2290 code for a protein of 727 amino acids. Gene Ontology annotation, cellular component: nucleus; nucleolus. The record is from RefSeq and is a predicted model, not a curated record.